AUGGUGCGAAAGGACCGAAUCAGGUUGUUGUUCCGUGACCAUGUACUCUCCAAAACCAAGCGAUCAACCUUCUCAUCAGAACAAAGCGAGAAACAACCUCCCUCUUUCCCUCAUUCACCACCCAUUCCAUCCCCUCGAAUCCCCAUCGAAAUCAUCUUUCAGAUCGUCCGAUACUGCUCUUCCACACCCGACACACUCUGCAAGCUCGCUGUAGUCAAUCAUGAAAUAUCCGAACUAGCCUUGAGAUUACUUUGGAGGGAUUUACCUUUGGGUUUGAGCUCGAAACAUCCUUUUGGUCAUACACCUCGAUUGGGCAGUUCGAGACGAUAUGAAUAUUCGAGGAAUUUAACCAAAGUUAUAAAUUGUGAUUUCACCAAUUACAAUUAUCUCACACGAUUGUCUUUCAUACCUCCUCAUCACCAUCGUUAUUCGAAUGUUACAUACGGUUAUGAUAAUCUUCAGACUGUCAAAUUCCAUUUGAAUACACUUAAGGGAAGUGGAGGUAAGGGGGGAUGGUCGGAGAGAAAAUCAACUUCAGAAGAUAUAAUUUCCAAAAAUUACGCAAAGAAAAUACCAACGAAUUUCAACAAGUUGAUAUGGGUCGGUAUACCUGAACCGUAUUAUAAAGAUUGUUGGUAUGCCUCAUGGGAUGAAGGUGGAUUUAGAUCUUAUAGCAACGAGAGUAGGAGCGAGAGGUGUAGGGGUGGACCAUCAAAAGUGAUUUUCCAACUAAAUGAUAUUUAUACCGAUUCGAUGAUUUCAUUCGUCAAGGAAACUUUCCUCAGAGCUAGAUUCCCCAAAGUCGAAGAACUAGUUAUAAGGUUCGUACCUAGGAAAAUCAUCGUGCCCUACACGCAAGGACCUGACAAAUCGUAUCCAUCAAGAUUCUCUCCCAGGCAAGAUCCAAUAUACGAAUUGCUAGAUGGACUAUGGUUGGGGAUAAUGAAAGAUGUGAAUAUAACGAUAGAUCGAAGGACGAAAGAGAGGAUCUUAGCUGGACAGAUGAACCAUGAAGGGACCUACGGUACUACUUCCACUAUCACUGCUCGUCCCAAAAUAACUGAAGAAGAGUUUGAGAAGAUCAUGAAUGAUUAUCUCGAGAGUAGAUUGACGAGACAGGCUAAAAGGCUGGGUAUGAAGGUGAUGAUAGAUGCUGGUGAGAUCGUUCAGGAUCAUGCGAAGAUUGCGAAUAUCAAGAUUGAAAGGAAGCAGAAAUUGAUGAGUAUGAGAGAAUAUGUAAAGGCGAGUAGGGAUUGGGAAGAUGAGCUGGAUAUGGAAGAUGUCAGAGCCUAUCUAUAG
Kwoniella mangroviensis CBS 8507 is the source of this 1299-nucleotide messenger RNA. RefSeq lists its product as uncharacterized. The transcript is spliced from 3 exons. The record is from RefSeq and is a predicted model, not a curated record. Bases 1 to 1299 code for a protein of 432 amino acids. Lineage: Eukaryota; Fungi; Basidiomycota; Tremellomycetes; Tremellales; Cryptococcaceae.